Molecule: messenger RNA, 4818 nt
Organism: Puntigrus tetrazona (Sumatra barb)
Lineage: Eukaryota; Metazoa; Chordata; Actinopteri; Cypriniformes; Cyprinidae
Gene: dnmt3ba
Product: DNA (cytosine-5-)-methyltransferase 3 beta, duplicate a
Exons: 21
Coding region: 46-4818 (1590 amino acids)
Biological process (GO): DNA integration; regulation of microtubule polymerization or depolymerization; spindle assembly
Cellular component (GO): cytoplasmic microtubule; microtubule plus-end; spindle midzone
Molecular function (GO): nucleic acid binding; microtubule plus-end binding
Source: RefSeq, a predicted model, not a curated record
ACAUUGUAGACUGGGGAGUAGCGAGUCGUCGGGACCAAGCAUAAGAUGGCUAUGAAUGUUAGUCUGGACCCCAGUAACCCUGAUGACAAGUGCAGUCGCUACGAUGUUUUGUCCUGGAUCAAUGAAACGUUAGAGACUAAUUUUACUCAAGUGGAGCAAUGUCGCUCAGGUGCGUGUUUUUGCCAGCUUAUGGACUUGCUCUUCCCAGGGUCCAUCGACAUGAGCAAAGUAAAGUUUGAGUCCCAAAAGAGAUCUGAUUUUAAACACAACUACAAUCUUCUGGAGACGGCUUUUCGAAAAUCAGGCAUAAAACAGACUGUCCCAGUGAAGCAGCUUCUCACAGGAAAGUUUAGACCCAAUUUCACCUUUCUGAAAUGGUUCAGGAAAUUUUUCUUUGCCAAUGAGAGGCAAGGGAGAGAGUACAACCCAGUUGAAGCUCGUAAUGGUCAGGAUAUUGUACAGAUAGAUGAACCUGUUAAGUCUCCAAGAUCCUGGAAAAAUGCACGAGAAUCUGGAAGAGUAAGAGACAAGUCUGACAAAGACAUGGAAUUAAAUGGAACGAGACGACCUUUGACUUACGAUUCUAAAUGGGAAAGAUCCUUCAAGUGGAUCAGAGCCAGUCAUAGGGGAGACAACUGUGCUUACUGCACUUUGUGUGACCACAAUAUCAUUCUACACGCAGGUUUUUUUGAUCUGAAGCAACACCAGCAGACUCAGAAGCAUAUGAAAAAUGAGAUGGGAGAAUUAAAUUCAUCUGGCACAAAAUAUAUUAAAAACUCUCUUUCCUGUAGUGAAACCAUGCUUCUUUUUAUUCAAAACCAUUGCCUCUCCAGUUUACCCUCAAAUAUUAGCAAGGUCUCCCAACGUACUGCAAACUAUAUCCUCGGCCUAAAUUAUCCAAUUGAUAUAGUUUCUGCUUGUAAGAUGAAUCCGUACUGUAUUUACAUAUAUGGGCAGGUGCCGCUUUAUGCUGAAAGCAGAGAAAGCACCUCCUGUCAUGUGGUGCUAGUGGGCUUUUUUGAGGAAAAGCAAGCAAGGUAUUGUAUCCGUCUCCUUGAUGUCUUUCAGGCUGAAGAUGGUAGCUCUGUAUCUGGAUGUUUAGUUAAUGUUCUCCAAAAAUUUGAGCUUCCUGCUGGCAACAUGGUAGCUUUCUACAUUAAUGACUCGGAACAGACCUCAGGAAGUGUUGUGUCGCAGAUUCAGGAGCUCAAUCCAAAGGUGAUUGAUCUCGGAGGACUUUACAGCAUGCCUGACUCUGCCUGCAGUUCUGGCCUACAAACGCAGUCCAAUCAGGUUCAUGAACUUAUUGCCAACAUCUAUGAACACUUCUCAACUUGUUCCACCAGCAAUGACAAACUCAAGAUGCUGUUUGCAGACAUUGAAGGAUUAAAAGACAUCAGGGCUUCCCUCUCACACAGUUGUGAGGAGUUUUGUGUGCUUGUUCAAAGGAUGCUUGAAAUGUGGAGUGAUUUGCUAUCGUACUUCGCUUCCUGCAAUGAAAAUAGAGAUAAAACUAAGCAAAUUUGUUUGCAGUUGGAGAAUCCUAAAAUUAGGAUCACCUUGAUGUUUCUGGAUCAUGCUCUUGGACCACUUCGUGCCUUUGAGCAGCACCUGCAACAAAGCAAAUGCUCUGUUCGUGCCAAUCUGGUCCAGAUCCUUCGAGAAGCAAGUGGACUCCUACGUUCGUAUGCCUCCAGCUUUCUUUGCCCUCAAGCGGUCAUACGAUACUUGAAGGAACGAGACCCAGCCAUCCUGGAGAACUCAACAUUCUGCCUUCCUGCUACUGAGCUUAGUCUGGGUGGUGCAGUAGAAGACUUCAUCUCAGCCAGAGAAGAAGAGCUAGCAGAUUCCAUUAAUGUGUUUCAUACUGAGUGUUUAGCUUUCUACAAAACUCUUACGACCUCCAUCGCUGAUAGUCUACCUCUAAGUGAUAGUGUCCUGAGGGGCAUUUCACAACUCCUCAGCCCAGCAGGAAGAUUGAAGGUCACAGGAAAGAGUAUCGUUGAUCUUGCUGUACAGUUUGACAUCUGCUCCAAACCAGAAGAUUCUGCUAAGCUGACAGAUGAGUUCUUGGAGUACCAGCUUGUAGAGGAUGAAGACGACUCCUCUUCAACCCUUUCCCUGGAACAAUACUGGUGUAAUGUGCUAAAGACCUUUCCAGCAGAAUCCAUCUUCAAGAGGCUUGUCCUCUGUUUUUUGGUUAUGCCCUGUCCAUCUCUUGAAGCAGAAAAUAUAUUUGCACAGGCUGUUGAAAAUGGAGAUGUUGCUCAUUGGGAAGACAGUUCAGGGGAAAGUGACACAGAUUUGACAAAAGACCUGGAUUCCAAUGAUGACUCUUCUUUAGACCAUGCUGAAGUCAUGAUUUCACCUAUCAGAAAUGGGCAAAUGAAAAAUAGCAGAGAGAUGGUUCAACACUCAGACACAGUGAAGCCAUGUGUGGUGCGACUGGAGAAGAUCACAAGUCAGAGAGAAAUGAACUUGAAAGAUGGAGCCGAUGAUGAUAUCUGGACUAGUAGCGCAAUGCAUGAGGCCUCCGUUAGGGGAAUAUAUGGUUGGGAGAGCAGCUUACGGCAGAAACCACAGGAACGUACAGUCUUUCAGGCUGGUACAGGCACCUGGAGCAAACCGGUGAACCCAGACAAGGACUGCAAACCAGAGGUGGUUAAGAACAAUUCUCGUUCAUCUGCAUCAAAUUCACCAAGCCCCAAAUCUGGAAAGAGAGAACAAGCAUACCACGAUGGAAAAGGUUAUGCCAUUGGAGAGCUUGUGUGGGGAAAAGUAAAGGGCUUCUCUUGGUGGCCUGGACUGGUGGUGGUGUGGAAGGGCAGAGUGCUUCCUGUGUCUAUGAGGCGCGUUGAGUGGUUUGGAGAUGGCAUGUUUUCAGAGAUUCAUACAGAGGGACUGCUGCCCUUCGCUGCAUUUGCAAAGUGCUUUUGUACUAAAUCCUAUGAAGGUCUGCCCACCUACAAGAAUGCCAUCUACCAAAUCCUAGAGUUGGCAGCAGAGCGCUGUGGGAAGAAUUUCCUCCCCUCUAAGAAAAAAGGGGAAGAGGUUAAGGCAAUGCUGGAUUGGGCUUUUGGAGGCUUCAAGCCCACGGGUCCUGAUGGAUUUUUGCCUCCUGUGGACAGCUCUACCAGUAAAACUGAGUCGGAUUCGUCUGUGUCUGAUUAUCAGCCUCCAGCCAAGAGGAAGUAUGUCAUUAAGAACAGACAGUCAGUUCAGGAUUACACCCGAGAUCAAAUGGUCCAUGAGGUAACCGUUAAAGGCAGAAACAUUGAAGAUUUCUGUCUGUCCUGUGGAUCUGCCAACACUGAAAUUUUCCAUCCCCUUUUUAAGGGAAGCCUUUGUUUUAAAUGCAAGGAGAACUUUACAGAAACACUGUACAGGUAUGAUGAAGAUGGAUAUCAGUCAUACUGCACCGUGUGCUGCGCCGGACUAGAGGUCAUUCUCUGUGGAAAUGCCAGCUGCUGCAGGUGUUUCUGUAAAGACUGUUUGAAUACGUUGGUGGGACCAGAGACAUUUGAUAAGCUGAAGGAGGUUGACCCAUGGAGCUGUUACAUUUGCCUGCCCUCUAAGUGCUACGGUGUACUCAAGCUCAGGCCUGAUUGGAGUGUUCGUGUCCAGGAGUAUUUUGCCAAUAACAGUGCCUUUGAAUUUGUGAGUUUUAUUCUUAUACUCCUAAAGCUAACAUCCGCCGAAAGAAACUAUGAUGUCGGCAAUAAAGAACUGUUAUCCAUGAAGGCAGCGAUUGAAGAGUGGCAGCACUGGCUCGAAGGUGCGACAAACCCCUUUCAAGUCAUCACCAACCAUCGCAAACUUGAAUAUAUAAAGGGUAAAGCUCGCUGGGCACUCUUCUUUACCCGGUUUCAUUUCACUGUCAUGUACCGGCCGGGCAGCAAAAAUGGUAAGGUGGACGCCCUAUCAAGAUGCCAUGAUCGUCAGUCCGAAUCUCGAUCAGGAACCCAUUCUCCCCCCAUCCAUCAUCCUUGCUCCAUGAACUGGGACAUCAUGGAAGACAUCCAAAGAGAGCAACAACAAGAACCACCCCCGCUAAAUGUCCUCCAGAUAAGAAGCAUCUCCCGAACUGUAAUACGAAUCAUCCAAAAUGCCUUCUGGUGGCUCAACAUGAUUCAAAGCAUCUCUUCCUUUGUCAAAUCAUGCUCUAUCUAUGCUCAAUCCAAAACCUCCAAGGAAUUACCCUUUGGUCUGCUUCAACCAUUUCCCAUCCCUCAACAACCCCGGUCUCACCUGUCCAUUGACUUUUUCACGGGUCUUCACAAUUCCAAUAACUUCACCACUAUCCUUGUCAUUAUCGAUCGCUUCUUGAAAUCAUGCCGCCUGAUGCCACUAAAAGGACUCCCUACUGCCAUGGAAAUAGCAUUGGCAUUGUUCCAUAAUGUCUUCAGAGUCUAUGGUCUGCCUGAGGAUAUAGUCAGUGGGACCCAAUUUACGUCACAAGUAUGGAAAGCCUUCUGCAAACAACUGGAUAUCAACAUAAGUCUGACUUCAGGAUAUCACCCACAGUCAAACGGCCAGGUCGAACGUCUGAAUCAGGAGAUUGGUAGAGUUUCUACCAUGGGCCGAAUACGCUCAGAAUUCGCUCACCCAUUCCUCUACCGGACUCACCCCAUUCCAGAGAGCUUUCAACGGUGCCUGCAGUGGAUGACUGGAUACACCAUAGUGAGAGGGUUUGGGUCAGCGUUCAUGUUCGUCUCCAGUGGGCGGUACGGAAGCAGGAAAUCCACGCCAACAAACAUCGGCACCCACAUCCUCCCUACCAACCAAGACAAGGGGUCUGGCUCUCCACCAGAGAAAUAA